Messenger RNA from Prosopis cineraria, 519 nucleotides. Its product is annotated as MATH domain and coiled-coil domain-containing protein At3g58250-like. The coding region runs from base 1 to 519 and encodes 172 amino acids. The transcript has 4 exons. NCBI's taxonomy places the organism in Eukaryota, Viridiplantae, Streptophyta, Magnoliopsida, Fabales, Fabaceae. The record is from RefSeq and is a predicted model, not a curated record. Gene Ontology annotation, molecular function: protein binding.
AUGGUGAAUAAUGAAGGGAAUGAGAAGAAAUGGAGGUCAACGGUGAAGGCAAGUAGAUGCAAAGAGGCUGACGGACAGCGGUGGAGCGAGAUGAGAGGCAGAGUACGGGUGAGAUAUCUUGUUGACGAUUCUUGUGUAUUUGGAGCUGAGGUCUUUGUUGUUCAGUGUUCUGGAAAUUGGGAAUGUCUUUCAACACUGGAUGACAAAUUUAAGGAUUCCUAUACAUGGAAUUUGUCUAAAUACUCGCAGAUUGUGGAGGCAUUUUGUGAUUCCGAAGCAUUCUCUAUUAAAGGCAAAACAUGGAAGCUGAGAGUUUAUCCCAGAGGUGAUAGGUCUCCCAAAAAUGAGUUUCUGUCCAUAUUUUUGGUCUUGAAUGAAGAUGAAAGCUCGAUGGCAAGAAAGAAAUGGUUCGCCGAGUACACAUUACACCUUAAGAAUCAAUCUGCACCAUCGAGAACUCGCGAAUUGAAUGGUGCAUCAUGGUUCAGUCACGUGACAAAUAAAUGGGGAUUCAGUUAA